Molecule: messenger RNA, 2197 nt
Organism: Motacilla alba alba
Lineage: Eukaryota; Metazoa; Chordata; Aves; Passeriformes; Motacillidae
Product: T-cell surface glycoprotein CD8 alpha chain-like
Exons: 6
Coding region: 574-1266 (230 amino acids)
Source: RefSeq, a predicted model, not a curated record
AAACCAACUACCUUUCAUGAAAAGGCUUUUGCUGAGCAAUAGCAAAGAAGAACUGAAGAAGUGCAACGAGAACAACAGAGAAGUACCCAUCUGUGUGCCAGCAACCUGUGCUUGGAGAUGAACAAUACACAUGGAUCUACACCAGGAACACCCGUGUCACUGUGGGCCCUGCCAGGCACCUGGGAUUCCAUGAAUGUGCUCAAGAGAAGGAGGCAGAAUCCCCGCCAAGAAAAGGGUUCUAGAGUCUGCACCAAACAAAGGGUCUGAUCCGUGUCUUCUGCACAGAAGCUGUGGGGAGGGAACAGCAGGCUGUGGUGGCUGAUCCCACCUCAGCCAUGAGCAGCAUCACUCUGGAUCUCUAUGAAAGUCAUCCAGAAAAAAUCCUUGAGGCACUUCUAAGAAAUGAAGAGGUUAUAGGGACACAGAUUCUGGACUUGAACUGAAUUCAUCCUGGUGUUGGGGUCCUGAUGACAUCACAUCCUCCCCAAAGAGCGGCACAGCCUCCCAAGCCAAGUGAGAAAAACCAUCUCAGCUGUGCUGCACCAGCCCCAAGCACCGACACGCCAGGACACGAUGGACACGUCGCCUGCCCUGAUCCUGCUGCUCACUCUGGGAUUCUGCUGCCCUGGGAUUUAUGGCCAGUCACUUGAGAUAAAGGUCAGGUCUCCCAAGGACAUCACCCAGCUCCGGCUGGGACAGAAGCUGGAGCUGGAAUGUCACACUGACAAGAGCCAUGGCGCAUUCUGGAUCCUCCGGGACAGCAGUGGGACCCUGCACUUCAUUGCCUUCAUCAGUUCUGUGUCCCGGGCCACAUUUGAGGGGGGUCAGAGAACAUCACCUCGCUUUGAGGCGAGCAAAGACAACACGAUCUAUCGGCUGGCAGUGAAAUCUUUCACACCACAGGACGAGGGGAGCUAUUUCUGCGUGAUGAAUUUGAACCAAAUGCUGCACUUCAGCCCUGGCCAGCGUGCCUUCCUUCCAGUCAUCACCACCACGGUGGCAUCCAGCACACCAGGAUCCACCACCCAGCGUGGCAUCACUGAGGACCCCAACCUCACAACUCCAGUUCCAGAGGGAAGAAUGCAGGAAGAUCUGAAUUUCUUCUGUCACAUCUUCAUCUGGGUCCCCUUGGCAGGGGCCUGCCUCCUGCUCCUCAUUGCCCUGGUGAUCACCAUCGUGCUGUGUCAACAAACCAGAAGACGAAGAUGCAGGUGUAAGAGACCUGCAAACGGGAAGCCCCCCACGAAACCCAGGACACAAAACUAACACAGAUCAGCUUCUGCUCCUCCUGGCUUCUGGAUCUUCUCCUGAGAGCUGUCAGCACAGAAAUCCAUCUCCUACAUUAUCCACAAGGCCACUGCACCUCAGCCACUGUGCCCAGACAGGUUUGAGGGGACGAGAGGGAGCACAGACACACAGCCAAGGAGCAGCAGCUGCCUGUGAGCUGCAGGGUCAAGCACAGCUCCUUCCAACCCCUGAGCUCCUCUGGGCAAUGCUGCACAGUCAAGCACAGCUCCUUCCAACCCCUGAGCUCCUCUGGGCAAUGCUGCAGGGUCAAGCACAGCCCCUUCCAAGCCCUGAGCUCCUCUGGGCAAUGCCAGGGGCCAAAGGCCACCUCUGCUCCCAGGGACAGGGCUCAGGCACUAGAGCCAGGCCAAUCCUGAUGCUGACACACCUCAGUGAGAAGCUGGUGAGAAAUAAGGACAUGAUUUUCUCCCAAAAUGCAGCCAGAGGUGGCAUUUGCUACACAAAGCCUUAGAAAUAAUUAUCCCCACUCAACACAUCUUCUUGUUGUGGUGCCUCUCUCCUAGGGCUUUUGUUGUCUCAUGUCAUGGAAUGCAAGACUGCAUUGAGAAGUUAAAUUUGCCUUACUUUUGAGGUUUUUACAGUCCUGGGGGCUAAGGUUCACUGCUCCCCUCACAUUAUCCUUGUUCUGCUGCUACCCCUGAUCCACUUAUUUCUGCAGGAGUUUGGCCUGAGUAAGGAAAGUGGGAUUUGCUUUCUUUCUGAGGGAAAUGCCUAAGUGAUUAAAAAAAAUUGUUUUGGUUAAGCAGGAUGUUUAACGUGUUGAUAUUUUGGGGACAUGUUGUGGACUACUGUAAGUUCUGUUUUUUCAGAUCUGUAUUUCAUGUAAAUACUUCCUUAGUAUAGCUGCAAUUUAAGAACUGAGAUAUAAAAUAAAAUUAUUCUAGUCAGA